Dentiscutata erythropus is the source of this 391-nucleotide messenger RNA. Lineage: Eukaryota; Fungi; Glomeromycota; Glomeromycetes; Diversisporales; Gigasporaceae. The record is from the annotation of a GenBank genome assembly.
ACAACUGAUUUAUUUUGAAACACGAUGUGUAAAUAAAAAAUCUCAAAAGAAACCAGUUACGAAUAUUCGUAGACCUAAAACUCCUGUUCAAAUACCAAACGAUCAGCACAUUAGAAGAUCAACCGAUCGAAAUUCAACGAAUGACAUUGAUGAAGUCAGUAUUUUAAGCGAUAAUAUUUAUCGUUUAUUGAUGUUUAAAAUUGGUUGUAUGGGUUCUAAUUAUGGUCCGAAAACAAUUCCAUCCAUGUUAGACGUACAUAUGAAUCUGGAACAAUCAUUACAAAAAAUAGAUGAGAUGUUACGAAAAACUGUACCACCAAUCGUUGAACGAGUUCUCCGUGAAAAAUAUGAUUCGAUUAUUCCCCCUGAUAAAGAGCAACUUAACGAAUGA